CGGUGUCGGACUUCUGACCUGCUUAGGUAGUUGUAGGAUUCUCUCGUAGAGGAACUUUAAUUCAUUAUGGUUCAAGUUCAAAAGAAUGUCUGCUUGAUUGUUAUCGACGGCUGGGGCAUCUCUGAAAACAAAGAAGGAAAUGCCAUUGCUAAUGCUACGGUACCAGUCAUGGAUGCAUUUUGCACUGGACAAAACAAUGCUUACACCACCCUAGAUGCUUCUGGUUUGUCAGUUGGCUUACCUGCAGGACUUAUGGGUAACAGUGAAGUAGGACAUCUGAAUAUUGGAGCUGGAAGAGUUUUGUACCAGGAUAUUGUUAGAAUUAACAUGACCUCUGACAAUAAGGAGUUUUCAAAAAAUGAAGUUUUUGCUGAAGCUGCAGAAAAAGCUAAGGCUUCUAAUGGAAGGUUUCAUUUAUUGGGUUUGGUCAGCGAUGGUGGUGUCCACGCCCACAUCAAUCAUUUAGAGUCAAUGAUUGAUGCAGCUAAGGAGCUUGGUGUUCCCAAGUGUUAUGUUCAGUUUUUUGCUGAUGGAAGAGACACAUCUCCAACCAGUGGAGUGACAUAUGUGGAACAAGUCUUGAAGAAGCUGAAGGACAUCAAUUAUGGCUCACUAGCCACAGUUGUGGGCCGUUACUAUGCAAUGGACAGAGACAAGCGUUGGGAGAGAAUCCAGAUUGCUUAUGAAGCUUUGGUGCAAGGAAAGGGUGAAGAAACUACCCCAGAUAAAGUUAUUGAGGUUAUCAAAGGUCGCUAUGAAGCAAAAGGAGACAAACGUGAAACAGAUGAGUUCCUAAAACCCAUUAUUGUGGACCCUGAAGGAAGAAUAAGAGAUGGAGAUGUCCUUUGUUUUAUUGACUUCCGUUCUGACAGGAUGAGGCAAAUCAAUGAAGCUUUUGGAAUAAAGCCACCUUUUGAAACAAAUGUUAUUCCUUCUAAUCUUCAUCAAAUUACCAUGACACAAUACAAAAAAGAAUUUCCCUUCCCAGUCAUGUUUCCUCCUUUUACUCCAAAGAAUGUCUUAGCAGAAUGGUUAUCUGUUCACAAUGUUCCUCAGUUUCACACUGCUGAAACUGAGAAAUAUGCACAUGUAACUUUCUUUUUCAAUGGUGGCGUGGAGAAACAGUUUGAGGGAGAAACAAGAUCAAUGGUUCCUUCACCAAAAGUGGCCACAUAUGAUUUGAAACCAGAGAUGAAUGCUGCUGGAGUUGGAGAAGAGGUGUGUAACGCUGUUAAAAGUGGCAAGUACCCAUUUGUAAUGUGCAACUUUGCUCCGCCUGACAUGGUUGGUCACACUGGCAAAUAUGAGCCUGCAAUCAAGGGUUGUGAGGCAACUGAUAAAGCAAUUGGUGAGAUUGCCAAAGCAUGUGAAGAGACAGGCUAUGUGUUGAUGAUAAUUCCUUUUAUUAUGACUGGUGGACUUAAGUUUAAAGAAACUACCCACAAUGCUGCUUUGUGUGAUGUUGCUACCACUGUAUUAGAUGUGAUGGGUCUCCCUAUUCCAGCAGAGAUGGGUGGACAGUCGCUACUGGCUAAAUAGGGUGUGGCUUCCUUCAGUAAUCAUGGGUGGUCAUCUGCUUUGCAACUUUAUAGAAAACUUAAGAUGUGGAUUUCCUUAAAGUAACUGUUAGUAAUCACAGAAGUUUAUAUAUUUUAGUUUUUUUCUUGAUAGACAAAAAGUGUGAGAUGUGUUUUAAAAUGAUUAAUGAUAAGCGCAGUGAAAUAUUCCUUCUUAUAAAGGGCAACUGAAUUCUUAACCCUUUAACUCCCAAGAUCUCAUAGGUAAGUCUCCUUACUGUCUGCCAUACAAUUCUUGUGAUGUUAAUCUGGAGAAUUUAGUAUUGUAUCAACUUAUAAUCCCCUAAUUGAUAUUUUUCUUU
This is a messenger RNA of Pocillopora damicornis (cauliflower coral), 1879 nucleotides long. Its product is annotated as 2,3-bisphosphoglycerate-independent phosphoglycerate mutase. The record is from RefSeq and is a predicted model, not a curated record. Gene Ontology annotation, biological process: glucose catabolic process. Gene Ontology annotation, molecular function: manganese ion binding. NCBI's taxonomy places the organism in Eukaryota, Metazoa, Cnidaria, Anthozoa, Scleractinia, Pocilloporidae. Gene Ontology annotation, cellular component: cytoplasm.